Messenger RNA from Centruroides sculpturatus (bark scorpion), 1167 nucleotides. RefSeq lists its product as uncharacterized. The record is from RefSeq and is a predicted model, not a curated record. Bases 1 to 1167 code for a protein of 388 amino acids. NCBI's taxonomy places the organism in Eukaryota, Metazoa, Arthropoda, Arachnida, Scorpiones, Buthidae. The transcript has a single exon.
AUGUUUGACGAGAUUUCGGGAGGAUCCACUUUGACCUUAUGCGUCAUUUCCGCCAUCAAAUGUUUGGUCGAAGUACUGAUCGGAGGUUUCCUGUAUUAUUUGAAAUCCAAAAUUAAUCAGUUGGAAUCUAACCACCAUCGCCUCCUUCGUAACUUUGAGAAAAAUGAGAUUUCUGAACGGAAAGCGGAAUCGUCGGAGAUCGAGGUCGAAGUUAAAGAAAAUAAUACUCUUUCUUCAACUUCUUCUUCUACCGACAGGAGUUCCACAUAUCUGGAUUGUAAUCCAAUCGAGAGUUCGUUCGUUUCGGAAACUAAAAAACAAUUUCUUAGUAAAGAAACUGACGAAGAAUCGAUACACUUCGUAAAAGUAACAAAAUCUGACGAUAAAUCAUUACAAGAAAGUAUUCAAAAAAUUGUCCUGCGUAAACAAAAAUCCGAAUUUAAGAAACUGGUCGAUAUACAAGACGAAGUAGACGAAGAAAAUUCCCAAGUUCCGACGUACCAAAUUCCUUUGUCUGUCGAUAAAGAAAAAGAAGUACUUACGGAUACUUCCGAUAUGGCCGCGGUUACUACAAAAAAUACGCCAUCUUUCGAGGAACAGAAAGAAAUUUCCGAAAAUAUGGAGCAAAAUCUCGUAGAGGACGAAAAUAAGAUAACAACGAAAGUUACGUUUCGCGCUUCGUCCGAAAGACUCGACGGUAGAGUAAACAGUAGCGAUAUGGUGCGCGAGAUCAAUUUGGAACUGGAAACUCUGCAAAAAAACGAAGAAAAACCCAGCGUAAGCGUUAUCCCGAGAUACGUGGAAAAGUCCAAAGAAUAUUUCUUGGCCAAACUGCAGAUGACGGCCGUAGGUCUGGUGUCGGAAAACGACAAAGUCUAUUUGGAUGCGAAAGGAAUGGUCGACGAGCGGAAAGAAGAAGAAAAGAGUAUCUCCGUCACUAAAGAUAAAGAUACUCGUUCCAUUCGAAACGUCAUGAAAAGCAUCGAGCAGUUGGAGGAAGAAAUAAACGAGACGAACAGGCGCAAUUCGGAAAAUCUGGCAAAUGAAAUCGCCAGCAAGUUUACUUUGCAAUACGCUUUUGGUGGAACAUCCAAUGAAACAGCCAAGAAGGAGACUGCUCAGAAGACAAAUAAACAGGAACUGCGAGUAACUUUUCGAAAUAUUUAA